GGGAUUGGCCAGAUCCGGAGGCCCUAGGAAGGCCAGGCCGCUGCCGUCACGUGGCUGCCGCCUAGGCCACGCUGCUCUUGUCGUUUCUCUGGAUGCCCGCGCUCCUGCCGGUGGCUUCCCGCCUUCUGUUGCUGCCCCGAGCCUUGCUGUCCAUGGCUUCUGGAAGCCCUCCGACCCAGCACUCUUCGGCCUCUGGCUCCGGCUACGUUCCAGGAUCUGUUUCUGCAGCCUUUGUCACUUGUCCCAACGAAAAAGUCGCCAAGGAGAUCGCCAGGGCGGUGGUAGAGAAGCGCCUAGCAGCCUGCGUCAACCUCAUCCCGCAGAUCUCUUCCAUCUAUGAAUGGAAAGGAAAGAUCGAGGAAGACAGUGAGGUGCUGAUGAUGAUUAAAACCCAAAGCUCCCUGGUCCCUGCGCUGACAGAGUUCGUUCGAUCUGUGCACCCUUAUGAAGUUGCCGAGGUGAUUGCAUUGCCUGUUGAGCAGGGAAAUGCCCCAUACCUGCAUUGGGUGCACCAGGCCACAGCAUCAGUUUCACAUUCUGGCACAGCCCCCUCCUCUGCUUAAUGCCCUCUGGUUCCAGGUGAUGAUGACUGAGCCCCAAUAAAUCCUCUUCUCUCCGU
Phodopus roborovskii (desert hamster) is the source of this 619-nucleotide messenger RNA. It is a transcript of the gene Cuta, whose product is annotated as cutA divalent cation tolerance homolog. The transcript is spliced from 6 exons. The coding region runs from base 93 to 563 and encodes 156 amino acids. Gene Ontology annotation, biological process: response to metal ion. Lineage: Eukaryota; Metazoa; Chordata; Mammalia; Rodentia; Cricetidae. The record is from RefSeq and is a predicted model, not a curated record. Gene Ontology annotation, molecular function: copper ion binding.